AUGCAAUACACAGCGCCAAUUGAGAAAAGACUAGUCUUUUAGUCAUCUCAAUAGAUGAUGCCAUUAAUGCAUAGAAAAGAAAACAUAUUUUCUCCUUUAAGGAUAAGCCCUUCUACUUAAUAGCAUUUUAGUCCCGCAUAACAUUAAUUUUCAAAAGGAAAUGAGUACUAGCAGAUUAGAUAGAAUACAAAUGAUCCAGAGAAGGAGAAAGAAAUAAAAGUUUUGAUUUAGCACAAUUAAAAAAUGAAGGAUCAGAUUAAUUAAUAAUCAAUCGAUUAUGAGAAUCUCAAGCACAGCUAUGAUAAGAUGUAUUAAGAUCAAUUACGAUUGAUAAAUGAGCUGGAAUAGAUAUCAAAAUUAUCGGAAUAACAAUUAAAAGAAAUUAAAAUAAAGCAAGAAGUGAUUAAAGAUUUGUAGCAUUAAUUGGAAACAUAAUGUCACUCUUAGAAUAAAAAUUAGGAUGAAACUUAAUUGCUCAGAUAGUAGUUAUAAAUAAAAGACUAAGAAAUCUUUAAAUUCAAGGCAAUAUUGGAGGAAAAGACUUUGGAAAAUCAAGAAAUAAGAAAUACUUUGAAUACUAUCAAUUAAAAAGUGUAAUUCAUGACAUAGCAAAAAGAUCAAUAAUAUUAGAUCAUAGAUAAGUUUAAUAAGGAAUUAUAGGAUGAAGUAACACAUAAGACUUAAUAAAUACACGCAACUAGCCAGAGUUUGAGUUAAUAAUAAUAAUAAGUGACUUAAUUGAAGUUUGAGGUCGAAUCAUUGAAAGUUAAAUUACAAUCUUAAUAAUAAUUGAUGCCUCUGCAAUAAUUAUAGUAGAAAUUUUUAAUGCUUUGUAUGGAAAAUGAUCGAUUACAUAGUAUAAUACAAAAGGAGUAUGAAUAAAAGAAAUAGAUGGAAUAAUAAUAAAUCAGUUAGGAAUAAGAAAUAGCUUAAUUAAAGAAUGAAUUGAAAUAGAUUUCUGAUGAGUUUUCUCAUGUCUAGUAGGGUUUAAUCUAUGAAUAAAAGAACAUGUAUUUGAUUGAGAAUUUGAAGAACUAAUUAAAUUACUAUAUAGAUGAAAAUGCUCGACUCAAUGUCAUCAUUAGGUAAUAAUCAAGAAUUUGA
Molecule: messenger RNA, 1104 nt
Organism: Paramecium tetraurelia
Lineage: Eukaryota; Ciliophora; Oligohymenophorea; Peniculida; Parameciidae
Exons: 1
Source: RefSeq, a predicted model, not a curated record